Messenger RNA from Colletotrichum costaricense, 339 nucleotides. Its product is annotated as Skp1 family protein. NCBI's taxonomy places the organism in Eukaryota, Fungi, Ascomycota, Sordariomycetes, Glomerellales, Glomerellaceae. The coding region runs from base 1 to 339 and encodes 112 amino acids. Gene Ontology annotation, cellular component: elongin complex. Gene Ontology annotation, biological process: ubiquitin-dependent protein catabolic process. The transcript is spliced from 3 exons. The record is from RefSeq and is a predicted model, not a curated record. Gene Ontology annotation, molecular function: protein-macromolecule adaptor activity.
AUGGAUCCCAACGGCACAACCGACAGCAAGUACGUGACUCUGGUCUCGAGUGAUGGCUACGAGUUCGUCGUCUUGCGGGACGCCGCCAUGAUCAGCCCUGCCAUCAAAGGCAUGUUGGACACGCGCAACAACUUCCGUGAGGCUGCUCUGGGUCGCUGCGUGUUUGAAGAGAUCAGUGGCGUUGUGCUUGAGAAAGUCUGCGAGUAUUUCCAAUACUGGUACCGCUACCGCGAGCGGGAGGACGUUCCUGACAUGGACAUUCCUGUCGAGCUGUGCCUGGAACUGCUGGUCGCAGCCGACUUCCUGGGUCUGGACAAGCAAAAUACCGGCACUGUCUGA